Molecule: messenger RNA, 1128 nt
Organism: Penicillium digitatum Pd1
Lineage: Eukaryota; Fungi; Ascomycota; Eurotiomycetes; Eurotiales; Aspergillaceae
Source: RefSeq, a predicted model, not a curated record
AUGCUCAGCGGCAGCAUGCAGCUCCUCCACGCCCUCACUAUUUUUUUUUCACUACCUCAGUUUGCGACAUUGGUCUCAGCAGAGAGCACAAACCCCUCUGCGGAUUUUGAAUCCAAAGAGGCUGAUACUCCAUCACUUCCAGCAAAACUCAUCCUACAGCGCAAUGCCGCGAUAUCAUCCCAGCUCGCAGCAGGGCCAGCCUUCGGGGUGAAGAAAAUGAGCGACGACGAAGGCGAGAAAUUCUUCCUCCACUACUGGAGUUUCGGAGAUGACUUUUCGUCAAGUAAUAUCUCCGAGCGACACCUUUCCGAUGAAGACGGAUUUUCCCCCGCGCGCUUUGUGGCCCAAUCAUACCCAUUUGGACCAUCGUAUUCCUUGGGCACAGAUGGGGAUAGUGAAUUGUUUCCCCAGAACUACAAUGAUAGCGCAAACAAUCUGUUUGAGAAACGAGACUUCAAGUGCCCGACUGGGACAACAUCGUGCACAUCCAUCGGUCGAUCUGAUCGCUGCUGUGCAUACAUUAGUGUGGUUACGGUGACUGUUCAUUCGACCGUGGUGUUGUCUACUGUGACCUACUCGACCAAACCGCAGGAUAGCACUUCCACCUCCACUCCCUGCUCUUCUCCGACGACUUCUUCCCAUCGCAGCAUAUCCACAACAGACGAAAGUCUGGCACCGCCAGCACGGCCUACGAGCCUUUCAACAGAAACCAGUAUCACCAGCGGCAAUGACGUGUGCCCGACUGGUUUCUACGCCUGCUCCGCCGUCUACCAGGGUGGUUGCUGUCGUACCGGCCGAGACUGCCACACGACCUCAUGCCCGACCACAUCUUCGACGACCAUGAUAUCAAACGGCGUAACGAUUGUAGCGCCCGUCGCGACAACGACGCACCGUUCUGGAGGAAACCAGUGCGCUCGGGGCUGGUUUCACUGUGCUGACACCGUGGGCGGAGGAUGCUGUCCCAUGGGAUUUGCCUGUGGUGCUAGCUGUACUGCACGGAACAUCGCGUUUGGGACGACUGUUGCCAAGGAACAAGCGACCGCGGCUAGCGGAGAUGGUGUGAUGUAUCGGGUUAGCGAAAAGAUGUUGGGGAUGAUGCUGGGAAUUAGUGUGGGAAUUUUGAUGUAA